GGGGCGGGGCCGGGCGCGGGCUGGAGAGGUGCUGUGCCCGGUGAGGGGCUCUGCGCUCCCACUGCGGGUCGGGCCGCGCGAGCGCCGGGUGCGGGGCUGCGCCUGACAGCUGCUGUCUGUGCCCGCGUUGUCACCGGGGCCGUGCUGGAGGGAGAGCGGCGAGUAGGGAAUGCUUCUCCAGGGUAACGACGGCGGUUGUGUUACUUCCGAGGCGCUUCCUCUGUGGAAAAUGGUAUUUGCAGUAUGGCAUGGCUGCGGUUAGAAGUCGGCCUUAAAAGUGAGAUGGAGCACUUGUCCUACGGAGGGGACGGCUACGAUGUGAGAUUUGCUCCUACAGGCUGUUUUCUCGUGCUUUCACGGUAUUCGGGGAUGCUGAGGUGCAGAAUGCUUCACUCUUGUGUAUAGCACAGUUACACGUUAGGCUGCUUCAGGUGCCAGAUCAGGUGAAGACCUACCUAGAAAGAAGGCCAUCAGCUCCAUGCUCAGCUGAGGGGAGGGCCCAAAUCGCAGCACACCUGUGGUCAGCGCUGCCUGGGGGUGCCGGACUGCGGCUGUGUUACCUGGAAACACUGUGGCAGGUGGGGAAGCCCACACCUGUUAUUUGUUUAACCAGCCACCUUCCACUUACGUUUGAUGCCUCUUCUAAUGCGGGACAAUGUAGAGUUGUUCUCCUGGUGCAUUUCAGUGGAGAGUUUUGGAAACUUCACUGGUAUCCUCACUCAGAUUUUCAUAUAGUGGAUUUUAGAGCCACUUAAUUGUUGCUUUUUCCUUUUCUUCACCCUCCUGCACACUCUUUCCCCUUUCUUCUGUAUCCUUUGAGGACAAGAACUGCAGUCAACACCAAGGAUGUGUGUGCCACAGGUUGAUGUAGAGGUAUCAUGAUUAUAGUUGUCUGCUCCUCUGAUAAUUCCCAGUAGUCUGUGGGAGCCAAACUUGACAUAAAUCUGUUCUUAGUGGCUGUAAAAUCUCAUUUAACGAAGCGUGAUUAACUUGGAACCCAGUGUGUGUAAAGAUGCAUCUGCUUCAGCACUUUUACCACCUAGAUGAUAAAAGUCUAUGGUGUGUGUAUGGGAACUGUUAAGUCACAGCCUGAACCAGGGAUUGAGCACCUGGCAAAGGGGUGUAGUCAGCCCUGGGAGCACAGGUGGAAGCAAUUCACCUGUGUAACUAGAAGGGGUGGAAUUUGGCUCCACCCUUCCCUAACCUCAUUUAAGAGCUGGCAGUCAUAAGGGAAGCAUUCCUACUUGAAGUUUAUCUCCUUUGGAGCAUACAGUGGGUCCUGAUCCUUGGAAAGGAAAUUUCUGUUCUGCCCUUUCAUGGCUUUGACCUUUGUCACUGAAUUAUGUCCUUCAAAUAUGUUCUAGUAGCUCCAGUUUAGAGCUGAAUUUUCAUGUGGUUCUUAUAUGCUGGGAUGCUACGGAUGGCAGCAGAGGGGCAAUCUAAGAGGAUGGCAUCUGAGAUGGAAGUGCAGUUGAAGCAACUGAAAGUCUGUGGCCUGUGUUAUUGCAAAUGAGGAAGUUCCGUGGGGAGCCAGGAAAUGAAUUGAUUAUCUUUUUGGCAGACCAAAAGGAACCUUACUUUAAGCCUCGUGUUAAGUUACCAAUGAAAUCUCUAGGUGUUAUCAUAACCAGUGUAGUUCCGGGAGACUAUGAUGGUGACUCACAAAUGGAUGUCCUCCUGACUACCCGAACACAAAAUCAUGGCAAAGAUGAACUGUCAGUGUUCAUUUUCUGGGGACACAACCAAACAUUAGAUCUUAACCAUAAAACUAUGAUAAAUAAGACUUUUCAUGAUGAGCCUCUAGUAAUGGACUUUAAUGGUGAUUUGAUUCCUGAUGUCUUUGGUGUCACAAGUGAUUCAGAUAAGCCACAGAUACUGAUAGGCGGGAACUUAUCACGGCAUGCUGCACUGGACACCCAGAGUAGAAUGUAUAUACCACACUCUCAUGCAUUUAUAGACUUAAAUAAUGACUUCACAGCUGAUUUGUUCCUUACUACCUCAAAUCCGGACAUUCAGUUUGAGACAUGGAUAAAUAAGGAUGGGAACUUCUCUAAGCCUGAAAGAAGUAAAGCAAAGCCCAGCGGUGCAGUGGUUGUUGGACAGUCUGUAUUUGCAGAUUUUGAUGGUGAUGGACAAAGUGAACAUUUGUUACCAGUAUGUGAAGACAUAAACUGUCAGAAAAGUGCCAUCUACUUAACUAAGCUAGGAAUGGAUCAGUGGAUUCCAGUCUUGCAAGACUUCAGAAAUAAAGAUACACUUUGGGGCUUUGUGAAAAAUCAGACGGACAAAACUACAUCGGAAGUUUCAUUUCCGAUGACCCUUCAUAUUGGAGAUUACAACAUGGAUGGCUACCCAGAUGCCCUUGCUAUACUAAAGAACACGUCUGGAAGCAAUCAACAAGCAUUUUUACUAGAAAAUGUCCCAUGCAAUAAUGCAAGCUGCAAGAGUGCACGUCGUAUGUUUAAAGUUUUUUGGGAGCUCUCUGAUCUUAAUCAAAUCAAAGAUGCAGUCGUAGCAACCUUCUUUGAUAUCUACGAAGAUGGAAUCUUGGAUAUCAUUGUAGUAAGCAAGGGCCACUCCAGUGAAGACUUCGCUAUCCAUACAUUAAAAAACAACUUUGAAGCAGAUGCGUAUUUUGUUAAAGUUAUUGUUCUCAGUGGCCUCUGUUCUAAUGACUGUCCUCGGAAAGUAACACCUUUUGGUGUUAAUCAGCCUGGUCCUUACAUCAUGUACACAACUGUUGAUGCAAAUGGAUACUUGAAAAAUGGGUCAGCUGGACAGCUCAGCCAGUCAGCACAUUUUGCUCUCCAGUUGCCGUACAAUGUGCUGGGCCUGGGACGUAGUGCCAACUUCCUCGAUCAUUUGUAUGUUGGCAUUCCUCGUCCUUUGGGAGAAAAGUCCAUAAGAAGACAAGAAUGGACAGCUAUCAUACCGAACUCCCAGCUUAUAGUCAUCCCAUAUCCUCAUAAUGUUCCUCGAAGCUGGAGUGCCAAGCUGUAUCUGACCCCAAGUAACAUAGUGCUGCUAACAGCUAUAGCCUUAAUUGGUGUCUGUGUUUUCAUCCUGGCAAUAAUUGGCAUAUUACACUGGCAAGAAAAGAAAGCAGAUGACAGAGAGAAGCGACAGGAGGCUCAUCGGUUCCAUUUUGAUGCUAUGUGACAUGCCUUAAUACUUACGGAGGAACUGCUGUUUGUUUGCUUCAUUGAAAUACUAAAUUCUGAUUUGUAAAAUGAUUACUAUGGAAAAUACUGCUGGUGUGCUAUUUGUAAAUGUUGCAUUAUUUGGUAUUUAUUUGGAACAUAUUAAAAUGAGACCUGAAUGUCUCUUAAGGCAUUUCAGUAAAAAAAAAAAAACAACAAACAAAAGAAAAAACCAACCUGUAUAUAAUAGCAUUUGGUCUUUAUUUAACAGAAGUGUACAUUAAUUUUUCAAAGUCAAAGGGAUCGUUUUGCAUGUACCAUUGUUUACAUACCGCCAGUUCUUUAGUAAUAUAUUUGAUAGAAAGCUGUGUAAAUAAAGUUUAGUAUUUUAGUGAGCAGAAUACUUUGUACCACUGACACUGGUAUUGUCAUUUACACAUUCCUGCAAAGUAAACUGCAUUUCUGAAAAUUAAUCUUGAGCAAUUUCUCAGAUGACGUAAUCAUUACUUGAUUGCUGAACCUGAAGUAUUCUGUAUUAUUGCUUAAAUUCCUAUGUGCAAUUGCUAAAGAAUUUAGGACCUGGAGAACUAAAAGAAACCUUCAGUAGUGAUGGUAGUUCAGUAGCUUGUGGGAUAGAUGCGGUAUUUCUCUGUUAGUUCCAGAAAGAUGAUGACAAGUUAAAAAGAAUGGAAGUAAUAAAAUGUAUUAGCGUGACACAAACUGCUUUUGUAAUUAAACCAUAACCAUGUUUAUUUUAGCAAGGCCUGAAGACAUGAGAGUAACUUCUGUGGGUUCUCCUCUUGUAAGAAAGGUGGGGGGCUUUGUAUUUGCCAGGUGCUUGGGCUUUUCUAAAGAAACCAAAAGAAUAAUUUUGGAGUGGAAGGAGAAUGAGGAUCGACUCCCUGAAAUUCAAUAUUAAUAAAUGAAAUGUGCAAAGAUUAAAUAAAUAGCAUAAUAGGACACUCAGAAUAAGCAAUGCCCAAAUAUCAUAAGGCUGUAAUAACUACAGAAGCAGAGUGGCUCAAUUCUAUAUGAAUGGUGAUAAUGUUACUGUUGCUCAGUACAAUUUGAAUCCUGGUAUAGUCUCUAAAAAUAAUCGUGCUUGUCUUUAAUAGCUGUUUCCAUAUUCUCAGUGAUAUGAGUUUACGUGAUUUGUUGUACAUUUGAAGCUGUCAGCUUGCAUUCCUAAUAAAUACCAUUUGAUAAAUUAGAAUACACUUCAUCAUCAAACUAGAAAGUGUUGUUAGUACAGGCAGUCACCUCAGUAGAGGGCAGUGGUCAAUGAGAACUCCUUAUCUUCUCUACCCCGGCACCUAUCCCAUAACCUUACAUACAUUUGUCAAUACAGGAAGAGUAAAGGGAGAGCAGGUACAAAGCUUGAACUGUUUCAGUCCUCCCUGAAGCGCUGUUCAAACUAUUUGUUACCACAGCAGUGCUGAAGUGACCCGUUAUAACAGCAGCUCCAAGUCAAAAAUCAGAAAGGUACUGCAAGUCUACUGAGUCAUGUUGUUUUUACAAGAUACUUGUAAUUUGAACUGAUCAGAUUCCAACAAAGCAGACUUUCAAAUUACAUUUUCGGCGUAGCAUAUUUCCUUAUUACACACCUUUAAUAUUUCUCUUGGAGUAAUGUGGAAAGGUAGAUGAUUUAGAUAAAUCCUUAAGGCUAUUGCAUUUCUAAACCCCUCUGCUAGAAUUCUCUCCCAUCAGCAAAAGUAAUAACAGGUUUCAUAACCAAGAGGAAGCGCAGUCUGAUGUGUUCUCUGUGUUUUUCGGAUGGUUGGAGAACAAGGCUAAAUGCAUAAUGCCACUGUGGCAGCAAAGCCAUCCGUAGCCCUCUAUCGCAAUAUAAUAAACAUAGAUUAGCCUCCUUAUGUUUUUUGGGAAAAUAAUUAGGAAUGAAAUAACCUCAUGCUGACAUUUAAGCUGUUACCCAGUUAAUGAAGCAGUGAACUCCGCAUCUCGUGCUUUAAGGUGGUUUGCAUGCUCAGUAGUGCGUUCUUACAUCACUUCAUGUACAAUACUUUCUUGGAGCUUUAAUAGCUUUCUUAUAAUAAACUGUGACAGGUUCUAACUA
This is a messenger RNA of Gallus gallus (chicken), 5214 nucleotides long. It is a transcript of the gene ITFG1, whose product is annotated as integrin alpha FG-GAP repeat containing 1. The record is from RefSeq and is a predicted model, not a curated record. Bases 1510 to 3159 code for a protein of 549 amino acids. The transcript has 20 exons. Gene Ontology annotation, cellular component: plasma membrane. NCBI's taxonomy places the organism in Eukaryota, Metazoa, Chordata, Aves, Galliformes, Phasianidae.